Molecule: messenger RNA, 900 nt
Organism: Trametes versicolor FP-101664 SS1
Lineage: Eukaryota; Fungi; Basidiomycota; Agaricomycetes; Polyporales; Polyporaceae
Product: S-adenosyl-L-methionine-dependent methyltransferase
Exons: 5
Coding region: 1-900 (299 amino acids)
Molecular function (GO): S-adenosylmethionine-dependent methyltransferase activity
Source: RefSeq, a predicted model, not a curated record
AUGGCAACGUUCGGAAAGACAACAUUCAACGCGGCCAAGUACGCGACCAGCCGCCUCACCUAUCCCCGUGCGCUGUAUGACUUCGUCUUCAAGUUUCAUGAGCAUGCCAAGGGUGCAAGAUCUGGCGGCCAGGCGACGGUCGAGCUCACGCGGUUCCAGUGCAUAAUCGGCGUGGACCUGAGCGCGCGCAUGAUCAAACAAGCACGGGAGAACGUGAAGUUGCGACUCGCGGGGCUCGACUUGUCCUCACCGGUCGAGUUCGUGCAGGCUUCCGCUGAGGCCCUCCCUGUUGAGCAAGGAAGCGUCGAUUUCAUAGUCGCGGCCCAGGCAUACCAUUGGUUUAACUGGAACAAGGUUUGGCCAGAGGUCGCACGAGCCUUGCGCAAGGACGGAACUUUUGCCGCCUGGGGAUACUCGGGAUUCCGCCUCUCGGGCUUUCCCUCCGCGACACCCCUCAUCAACGACUACCGGCAGGGCAGCGACCCCGUCAACUCGCUUGGGCCCUACUGGGAGCGCCCCGGGAGCACCAUCCUCGACGGGCACCUCGUCGCCGUGCCAGACCCGCGCGAGGCCCUACCCAGCCAGUUCAACAGCGAAUUCGAGCGCAUAUAUUUCACCGCCCCGCACUACCCGGACCUGGCGGGGGCGCGCCCGGUGGUCCUGCGCAAGGCCCUGACGUGGACGGAGCUGCUGGGGUUCCUCCGCACAUGGAGCCCGCUGCACACAUUCCACGAGGCGCACCCGGCGGACCUCGAGCGCGCAGAUGGGGAUAUUGCGGUGCGGUUCUGGAGGAGGCUGAAGGAAGAGGUUGGGCGCGCGGAGGGCAAGGAGGUGCCGAAGGACGAGGAUGUCGUGAACAUCAAGUGGCCGAUGGCGCUGCUCCUCGCGCGGAAGGCUUAG